Doryrhamphus excisus (bluestripe pipefish) is the source of this 3772-nucleotide messenger RNA. The record is from RefSeq and is a predicted model, not a curated record. Lineage: Eukaryota; Metazoa; Chordata; Actinopteri; Syngnathiformes; Syngnathidae.
CUAGAGUGAAGCUGAUGGACUGUCUGUGGACUCUAAAGCUACAUCUAUUGAUAUGGUUUAUUGAAUGGUUCAAAAUAUAACCGGAGAUUCGAGAGAGUCUCUAUGGAUCUCCAAUGUGAGCGACCAACAGGAAAAGAACAACUUCAUCCUUCCAAGGUGGUUCCAAAGAAGUUCCAUCCCAAAUUUACCCUGAUGAACGUCCAAAAUUAACAUCUAGGAGUCCGACUGAGUCCAGACACUGCCGGAAAGGCUGCUGGCACAAGAACAAGAAGCCAUGGCAAGUGGAUACCGCAAGUUAUUACCACUGGCGGUGGCUCUCAUAGCAGCCCAAUUGGUCGCCACGUACACCUACAAAAACUGCAUCGAAGAGAUGGGCUCAGAGAAACGCAGUUUCAGAUGCAUGAACCGAAGGGACGCCAACAUAUCUGCCAUUUUGGACGGCCUCCCAAAGUCGGUCCUCAAUCUAACCAUCAUGGCUAAUCCUAUCCGGCACAUUCCAGACAAGACCUUUACUCGUUUCGAGAACCUUCAGCGGCUCCGACUGGACUGUAACCAUUUGAAUGCUAUCGACAACAACGCUUUUCACAACCUAAAUCAUCUUCAGUAUCUCAAUUUGUCCUUUAACAACAUAUACCAACUUAGCUCCUCCCCUUUUAAGAGCCUACACAAUCUCACGUUUCUCUCGCUGAGAGGCAAUAAAUUAAAGCAGUUGCCUGAGGGUAUUUUCUCAGCUCUCCUCAAGCUUGAAACUUUAGUCCUGGAGAAAAACCUCCUAACCAACUUCACCAGGAUAGUUGAGUCUGUGUCCAACUUAAAGAAACUCCAGACACUUAAACUUUGUCGAAACAAUUUCACCUCUCUAGUCCACUCCAAUACUGUUUCGCUCCCUAAAUCCCUCGAUAAAUUAUACAUCUGUAAAAAUAAUCUGUCCACAUUAGGAUGUCACCGUUCCUUCCUCGGGUAUGUCCAGAUUUUGGAUCUGUCCUACAAUUCCCAACUCCCCGCAAUGGCAUUUCAAGACUUGGACCUGGCAAACAUCAACUACCUGAACUUGCGGUCAACAAGUGUGAACGUAGCAAAGCUCCUGAACAUCAGCAACAUCGGCGUUCAUCACGUGGAUUUUACUGGCACGGGUCUGAGUGACACAGGUCUGCUUAUUGAGCUUUGCAAGUUGCUGAGCAGAAAAGCAAAGAGUAUUCCGAACUUGCGUCUGGGCAAUAACGGCAUAAGUAAUAGUAACCUAAGAAAAGACACACUGUCCUACUGUCCGAAGAUCACCGCAUUUCUGGAUCUAUCGCAUAAUAAUCUGAAGAGCUCAGAGAAAAACAAUGACUUAAAUUGCUUUGUUUUUCUGCAAAAUAGUCAUAAUCAUCUAAAAACAAUUAGUUAUGAGCAUAACCACCUGAGAACCCUUUACUCUUGCAAUACAAAGCAGGUUCUGCCAUUCUAUAAGAUGGAAGAGGUAACCUUCCGCUAUAACCGCAUACUGGUCGUCCAAGCUGAUGCUUUCAGUCACACCCCAAAUCUGAAAACCCUAAAGUUAAACAUUAACACAAUUGCUUUUCUCGAUCAUAAAGCGCUCAAGGGACUCACAAGACUCAAGACGCUCCGUUUGGACAAUAACCUUUUAACAGAUCUGUACAAUGACACCUUCGAAGACCUGUUUGCUCUGAAAACACUCAACCUACGCAACAAUCGUAUAGCGGUCAUUUUCAACGGGACAUUUCUCAGUCUUGGCAAUCUGACAAUUUUGGACCUCGGAGGGAACAAAAUCACUCAUUUUGAUGUAUCCGGACUUGAGGGACUCAAAAGCCUCUCAAAUUUAUAUCUAGAUGGAAACUGUCUGAAACGGAUCGAGACUUGUUUGCAUUUUGUAUUCUAUGAUACACUGACAGUGUUGGACUUGGAAAGAAAUCAAAUUCGCUUCCCCAAAAAAAGUGUCAGUUCGCCCUUCGUGAAUCUGAGUCAACUUAAACACUUGAAAUUAGGUGGCCAGGUUCUGUAUGGCAUUUCGGUUUUGCCGUACGCUUUCUUCCGUGGCCUCCAGAACCUGGCCUCACUUUAUCUCAGCAAUAAUCAAAUCUCUUACAUUCCUCCCGAUGCCUUUGACGACCUGACAGGUUUGAAUUUCCUUACGCUGCAAAAGUGUUGUGAUGUGAAUAUGCCGCUGCCAUCGGGAGUCUUUAAAAACCUUCGGAAUUUGUCCAUAUUAGAUUUAGAGAAUGCUGGCAUUCAGAACUUUUCCAAAAAGGUUUUCGGAAAUCUCACCAAGUUAAAUAAACUGCAGCUCAACCACAACGGGAUGCAAAGCAUCGAUAUGCAGACAUUGGAGAGUCUUACCAAUCUGCGCUACUUGGACAUACGGAACCUGCCUCUCAGUUGCACGUGCAGCAACAGGCUGUUGCAAAACUGGACGCUUCAUAAUCCGGAUGUCCAGGUGGUGUAUCUUUAUAAUCUGCCGUGCCAACAAGGCGAGAAAGACAACUUCUACAACUUUGACACCAAAGUCUGCUUCAUUGACCUUGAGGGGUAUCUUUUCUUGAGCACAGCUUUAGUUACUGCUCUGUUCACAACCUGUACGCUACUUUACGUUAAACUUUACUGGAAACUGAAGUACAGCUACUACGUGUUUUGUUCCUGGUUCGGUGACCAAUGGCGUAGGUUCAAAGAGGAGGAAGAGAAUUGCACUUAUGAUGCAUUUAUUUCCUAUAACUCCAACGACGAACAAUGGGUCAUGGAGCAGUUGCUGCCCAACCUGGAGGGCAACGGUUCGUGCUUUAAACUCUGCCUACAUCAUAGAGACUUUGAGCCCGGACGAGAUAUCGUGGACAAUAUCGUCACGGCCGUGUACGGUAGUCGCAAAACAAUCUGCGUUGUGAGCAGGAAUUUCCUCCAAAGUGAGUGGUGCUCCCUGGAAAUCCAACUGGCCAGCUACCGGUUAUUUGACGAGCACAGAGACGUCCUACUGUUGGUCUUCCUGGAACCAAUCACCGAGCACCAAAUGUCUUCCUAUCACCGCAUGAGGAAGGUCAUGCUGAAGAAGACAUAUCUGCGGUGGCCUGGCUCAGGAGGUAUUAACCCACUUCAGGCCCAAGAGCUGUUCUGGAAGCAGCUUCGCAAGGCAAUGAGGACGGGCAGCAAAGUGGAAACGGAGGACGAUGACAUCGGGGAAGGUGGCGUGACUCUGGACAAUUGUGAUUUCGGAGAUUCUGACACUCAGACUCUGAUUGCGGAUGAAAACUUUUAUAUUUCUUAAAAUGUGAUUGCUAUAUUAAUGCAAUGCUUUUAUUGUUGUAUGAAAGGGGAACCCUCAAAGUCAAAAAUAAGUCAUUCCAUUAGACUAGAGCUGAAACAAUGAAUCGAUUGCCCGAUAAUGAACCACUAUUUUGGUAUUCUAUUCAUGAUUUUUUUUUUUAUUUAUAAAAUAUUAUUAAAAUUUCAGUCUCUGAAAUGUGAAUAUUUUUUUAUUUCAUAAAAGCAGACCUAUUAUAUUUGUGUUUUAGGCUAAAUAAGAUUCACACACAAGCUUUGACUAUGAAAACAGAAAACUCUUACACAUGAAACCACUGUUUGUUUAGUUCAUAUUGAUUUGGUGGUCGGAAACUAUCAUCAAAAGAGACAUUUUGCCUAAUAUUCAAUUUUAAAAAAAUGUCAGGAGCCACGAAAUAUUACAUAACUUAUAAAUUUGUAAAAAUGUUACCUGUGUAAACUACAAAAAAAAUAAAUAAACAGAAGUACGUAUAUCAGUGUUGUUGUGUUAAUAACCAUUCAA